UCUGUGAUCACUUGGCCGUGUCUGCCCACACAGGAGCCAGAGGGAGGAGAGAGGGAGCAGUGCAACAGCGGGCGAGACUGCGGCUCCCGGACUCUCGAACCAUCGCAAACUUGGCGUGCGAACGCCACGAGCCUUGACGUCCUUCCGAGGGACAUGGAGGAGCUCGCGGGACGCUUGAAAGCCCGUGGAUUUAAGCGCUAGAGCGUGGUACCGGAGGGGCCGGAGUGAGUGGAGAAAGUCGGAGGAGGAAAACAACAGUGACAAUAAAACAGCACUCCUCGAGAAGUGGUCUGCUUUCCUCAAGUCCGAGCCAAGAAAACCGCAAAGUGCUGUACUGAUGGGACGGUUGGAUGACGAGCACCGUUUGCAUGUGAACUUUUAAACUCAGGAAACGAUGGAGACGGCGAGCAAAGCGCUCAUCAAGUGUCUCCGCCGUUAGCCAUCUCGUGCUAAAGCUAAGUUAGCUCCGUGGCUAACGGUGACAGCGCUCUGCACAAACUUGUGCGGUUUGUUUCCCCGGAGCCUGGACGCUGAAGGAGGCCUGUUUCCACGGAGGGGAAGGGCGGGCUCCCUUCUGGACUGUCCCCCGCUAUCGCGUUCCCUGGAAUGAUGGCAGCUGAGGUCAGCAGUGAGGAGACGGGCUCGGUCACCGCGGGGACAGGGGUGGCAGGCGGCGCAGGCCCGGAGCCGGCCCCCUUCUCCUGCGCUCCCAAGUCGGCCAGAGUGACGGUCAGCGAUCUGGGAGCCGGAUCCCGCCAACACUCCAACACGUCCCCCGACUCCCUGCCCGACGUCAGUGUCAUUUACUCGCUGUCAACAAUGGAAGUCAGCGGACCGGGGAGCGGCGGGGCCGGACCGUCACUCAUCCAAGGAACAAGCUCAGGGAACGUGGGCGGCAUGUGCUGCUCUCCCACCACGGAGGGUCCGGCUAGUGGGGUUUCACCCACCUCCAGUGGCCCGGACGGUGCUACAGUCUUCCCUCCACUGCCACCACCGCCUCCUCCACCGCCUGGUAUAGGAGGGCUUGGAAGCACUUUGGAUGAAAGCGACAUGCAGGAUGGUCCAGAAUACGAGGAAGAGGAGGUGGUGUUCCCUCUCUCUGCACCUCCCACAAACCAGUGGUACCAUGGCAAGCUGGACCGAACCAUCGCUGAGGAGAGGCUGCGCCAGGCCCGGAACCAUGGGAGCUACCUCAUCAGGGAGAGUGACCGCCGGCCCGGUUCCUUUGUCCUGUCAUUCCUCAGCAUAACAAACGUGGUCAACCACUUCAGGAUUAUUGCCAUGUGUGGGGAUUAUUACAUUGGUGGACGCCGGUUCUCCUCACUGUCAGACCUGAUCGGCUACUACAGCUACGUGUCCUGUCUGCUGAAGGGGGAGAAACUGCUUUCGCCUGUGGCGCCUCCGGAGCCUGUGGAGGACAGGAGGAGAGUCAGGGCCAUACUUCCAUACACCAAAGUGCCAGAUACCGACGAGAUCAGCUUCCUGAAAGGAGACAUGUUCAUCGUUCACAACGAGCUGGAGGACGGCUGGAUGUGGGUGACCAACGUUCGGACGGAGGAGCAGGGCCUCAUCGUGGAGGAUCUAGUGGAGGAGGGACGGGAAGAGGAUCCUCAUGAGGGGAAAAUCUGGUACCACGGAAAGAUCACCAAGCAAGAGGCCUACAACCUGCUGAUGACAGUGGGGCAGGUUUGCAGCUUCCUCGUGCGGCCGUCUGACAACACGCCCGGAGACUACUCCCUGUUUUUUCGUACCAAUGAAAACAUCCAAAGGUUCAAAAUCUCCCCGACGCCCAACAAUCAGUACAUGAUGGGAGGGAGAUACUACAACAGUGUUGAUGACAUCAUCGACCACUAUAAGAAAGAGCAGAUCGUGGAGGGCUACAACCUGAAGGAUCCAGUGUCGGUGCAGCAUCAGGAGCAGGUCAUUUCAGACAUAGUGGACGGAAGAGAAAUCUACAACACCAUACGGCGGAAAACAAAAGAUGCCUUCUACAAAAAUAUCGUCAAGAAAGGCUACCUCCUGUUCAACAAAGGCAAAGGCAAAAGAUGGAAGAACCUCUACUUCAUUCUGGAGGGCAACGACGCUCAGCUCAUCUACUUUGAGAGUGAGAAGAGGGCCACCAAGCCCAAGGGGCUGAUCGACCUGAGCGUGUGCUCCGUGUACGGCGUGCACGACAGUCUGUUCGGCAGGCCCAACUGUUUCCAGAUCGUUGUCCAGCACUUUAGUGAGGAGCAGUACAUUUUCUACUUUGCAGGGGAAGCUCCAGAGCAGGCGCAGGACUGGAUGAAAUGCCUUCAAAACUUCUGUAGCAACUUGAGAAAAACCACUCAGCCCACCUCCAACAAACGGCUGCGACAGGUCAGCAGCCUGGUCCUGUACGUGGAGGAGGCCCAUAAGCUGCCGGUGAAGUACUUCACCAACCCGUACUGCAACAUCUACUUGAACAGCGUCCAGGUGGCUAAAACGCACCCCAGGGAGGGGCAGAACCCCGUCUUCACCGAGGAGUUCAUCUUCGAUGACCUGUCCGGUGAGAUCAACAGGUUCGAGAUCAGCCUCAGCAACAAGACCAAGAAGAGCAAAGAGAGCGACAUCUUGUUCAUGCGCUGCCAGCUGAGCCGCCUGCAGAGGGGCCAGAUGAUCGACGAGUGGUUUCCUCUCAGCUCCCACGUUCCUCUCAAGGGCAUCGAGCCGGGCUCCCUGCGUGUGCGCGCUCGCUACUCCAUGGAGAAGAUCAUGCCCGAGGAGGAGUACAGCGAGUUCAAAGAGAUGAUCUUGCACCGGGACUUCCACGUCAUCUACGCUCUGGCCCACGUCUGCGGCCAGGACCGCGCGGCGCUGGCCAGCCUCCUGCUGCGCAUCUUCAGACACGAGAAGGCCGAAGCGCCACUGCUGCGGACGCUCAAUGACAAGGAGAUCAAGAUGGAGGACGAGGCCACCACGCUGUUCAGGGCCACCACGCUGGCCAGCACCCUGAUGGAUCAGUACAUGAAGGCCACGGCCACACCCUUCGUGCACCACGCGCUCAAGGACACCAUCCUGAAGAUCAUGGAGAGCAAGCAGUCCUGUGAGUUGAACCCCUCCAAGCUGGAGAAGAACGAGGACGUGAACCUGAACCUGGCUCACCUGCUCAACAUCCUGUCGGAGCUGGUGGAGAAGAUCUUCAUGGCUGCAGAGAUCCUGCCUCCGACGCUGAGGUUCAUCUACGGCUGCCUGCAGAAGUCUGUGCAGAAGAAGUGGCCCAACACCACCAUGAGGACGCGGGUUGUCAGUGGCUUCGUCUUCCUCCGCCUCAUCUGUCCUGCCAUUCUCAACCCCAGGAUGUUGAACAUCAUCUCUGACCCUCCGUCCUCCACGGCUGGCCGGACCCUCACCCUGGUGGCCAAGUCGGUGCAGAACUUGGCCAACCUGGUGGAGUUUGGUGCCAAGGAGCCCUACAUGGAGGGAGUCAACCCCUUCAUCAAGAACAACAAGCAUCGCAUGAUCAUGUUCCUGGACGAGCUGGGGAACGUCCCCGAGCUGCCCGAGCCCACAGAGCACUUUAGGACCGACCUGUCCCGGGACCUGGCGGCGCUGCACGAGCUCUGCGCCGCGCACUCGGACGAGCUGCGGACCCUGAGCAACGGGAGGGGGGCGCAGCAGCACGUGCUGAAGAAGCUGCUGGCCAUCACCGAGCUGCUCCAGCAGAAGCAGGUCCAGUACGCCAUGUCCAACAGCAGCAGGGCUGAGUGCACCAUCAUGUCUCUGGCGGCUGCCAUCCAGGUCAUGUGAGACAUCCCAGCGGGACGCGGCGGCUCUGAGGAACAUGCCUUCCUGGAGCCAGCGAGUGGGCGUGUGCACCUGGAGCAGGCCGGUCCUACUCUCCGCCAGUCACACGUGGACGUUGGGGAAGCCGAUCCAAAGCAUUGCAGCGCAGUCGUCUGCUGCCAUCAGGGAAUCCUAACCUCCACCAGACGACGCCAGCCUUACUGACCCUGACCCUGACCCUGACCCUGAGCCUGAGCCUUCCUGGCCCGGCCCAGUCCAACGUGCAUGUGCCCACCUCUGCCCCGACCUUCAGUAGAAUCCUGCCACGGACACGGCACUUGACCAAACCGUUGACUGUAGUUGCACUGACUGAACCGGCUCUGGUCCCAGCUGGGGCGCGGGUCCUCCUUAUUUUUCUACCUGGGACUGAACCUUUUGCAUCUUAGAUACCUUCCUGCCUACAAUAAAACCCUCAAGACAAAGAGACUCGUGCUUUCCUCAGCACCAGACCUGCUCAGACUGGCGGGUCUCUCUGGGGACCCUGUGGUUCUGCGGUGAGGACGAUCCAGCCCAAAUCAUGAGUGGUGCAGUUCAGUGGACCACCUCCUGGGGGCAGCACGUCCACUGACUGUGAGCGCCAAUGGUGGCCUCCUACUGGAGCAACCAGCCACUGGCACCUGAGGAGGGAGCCAGGCUGUGUGUCCUUCUGAUGUUCAGCCACGCCACUUCCAAACUGCGUCUGAACUUCUCUCUCUCUCUCUCUCUUUCUUGGUCUCAGUGGUGACAGAGCGCUGCAUGACUUUCACCUUCGUGCCAAGGCGACUUACUUGCUGAGCAGGUCUGCGUGGAUCCUCUCCAGCUUCUGCUUGGAAGCCAUGACCUCCUCGGGCCUGGGCAGCUGGUACCGCUUGAUGCAGGUCUUCAUCCCUGAACAGAGCAGGAGCCAGUGAGCGGACGCGUGAGCGGCAGCGCAGCCUCACUCACGUCUCAUGGAGUCGUAGAGCCUGGACAGCGACUCGGGCUCCUCCUUCAGGGCCAAACACUCGGUCAGGUAGCUGCAGAGGAGUCCAGGGUGAGAAGCAGGGCCGGGGCGGCGCCGCCUCGGCGGACCCACCUCUCCAUCCUGAGCCCAGCUCUGGAGCCGCUGUUCAGCACGGCCGCCAGGGCGAUCUGCGACGGCGGGAAGAGCAGGCCGAUGUCCG
Messenger RNA from Synchiropus splendidus (mandarinfish), 4946 nucleotides. It is a transcript of the gene rasa1a, whose product is annotated as RAS p21 protein activator (GTPase activating protein) 1a. The record is from RefSeq and is a predicted model, not a curated record. NCBI's taxonomy places the organism in Eukaryota, Metazoa, Chordata, Actinopteri, Syngnathiformes, Callionymidae. The coding region runs from base 607 to 3768 and encodes 1053 amino acids. Gene Ontology annotation, biological process: regulation of GTPase activity. The transcript is spliced from 26 exons. Gene Ontology annotation, molecular function: protein binding.